This is a messenger RNA of Hermetia illucens (black soldier fly), 366 nucleotides long. RefSeq names its product vitelline membrane protein Vm26Ab-like. The record is from RefSeq and is a predicted model, not a curated record. NCBI's taxonomy places the organism in Eukaryota, Metazoa, Arthropoda, Insecta, Diptera, Stratiomyidae. The transcript has a single exon. The coding region runs from base 1 to 366 and encodes 121 amino acids.
AUGAAAUUCGUUGUAUUAGCUCUCGCUCUUAUCGGUGCUGCUUCAGCUGGUUACAUUGCUCCUGGAGGGUAUUCUGCACCCCUUGUUGGUGGAAUUGGUGCUCCAAUAGCCGCAGGAUACCAAGCCCCCAUAAUUAGCGGAUACCAAGCUCCUAUCGCCAGUGGCUACAGUGCUCCCCUAUUAGGAGGGUACCAUGCUCCAGCUGUAGGGGGAUUCAACGCUCCUUUACUUGGCGGCUACAGCGCUCCAUUAACUGCUGCUCCAAUUGGUUAUUCUUCCGGAGCCCUUACUCACAACGCGAUUCACGGAGGUUAUGCUGCACCAGAGUUUGGCAACGCUUUGUGGAACAAGAAGGCAUCAGCCUAA